AUGUCAACUGCAGAUUGCGUCUUCGACGUGCCUUCAGACGGCAUUCCUAGAGGCUCAGAAUAUGUUGCCAGCCUUGAAGCUCGCAUUGCUUCCCUUGAAUCUGAGCUCCGCAGCGUGCGUGCAUUUUCAUCUCCGCCCGAUCAACUGAUACCGGACGAUGGAAGUAGACAAUUGGGUGGCCAUGGUGCUGUUUCACUCCUCUCUGGCAAAGCGCCUUUGCUGAUUCUUGAGCAGUUUCUACGUCUCCUGGACGGAGGGCGAGGGCAGUUACACAUUCUACGAGGUCUCAUAACUCAACAAAGGACACCUUCUCCUUCACCCAGCAGUCUGCAAAACUCGCCCGAAUCGACCUCGGAAAUCACGAGCUUCAACAUGCUCCAGGGAGGAACAACGACCUCUGAGAUGCAGGCCUCCACUUUGCCUGAGCUUCCCUCACAAAAGGUCGGCCAUCUCCUGCUCGAGACUGUCUACCUUUACAUUCAAGCACGCUACUGUAUCGUUGAUUGGGUGCAAUUGCGUGAAUGGCAUCAACGGAGGGAAACCAUCUGCUAUUCGACAAAGGAGGAUGAUCUUGACAGCCAAACCGGCGCAUACUUUAUUUGGAUCAUCUAUGCCAUUGGGGCAGGGUUUGUUCCCAACCCGGAGUAUCCACCGAAGGCCUACUUUGCGCGAGCGCUUAAGUAUUUGCACCCGAUCUUGACACUGCAAAACUCGACCACCGUGCAAGCGCUGCUUUGCCUGUGCCAGUUUCACUUCCGAACGACCGUAAAUCUGUAUCGCUUACCAAUUCCUAGGCACCUUUCCGGCAUCAUCAUGCGCCUUUGUGUCGAGCUUGGUUAUCAUCGGAAAGCAUCUUCUGAUGUUAUGGAUCCCCUUGCGAUUGAGCUACAGAAGAGAUUCUUCUGGUGUGCUUACUGUUUUGAUCGCCUUGUAUCGACCAUGGCCAGGCGCCCUUUUGGCAUCCACGACUUAGAUAUCGAUACUCCCGUGAACGUUAACAUUGAAAGUACAGAUUCGGAGCAACUUGAAUAUCUUCAAUCCCGUCAGAGAGCUGGCGAGGAUGGCUGUCAAAUAGGCGGACUGACCUCGAUGAGUUCUGCAUUACAUCAUCUUGAAUUCUACCGCUUGAAAUCAAGAAUAAUGACCAGACUGUUUGGGCCACAUGCGCUUCCACCAACGUACGAAGAUGUUCAGGAACUACUUUCCAAGCUGGAUAAGUGGAUGGCAACAGCACCUCGGAACUGUCCGAACAGCCUUCCGCAACAGAGCGAGAUAAGGAAACAAGGCUUCUACCUUCAAGCAGUCCUUCUGACGAUGCGCCCUGUCCUAAUUCAGCAGAGUGUCGACGAACAUUUACUGCUUCUUUGUGCCGGAAAAGCUGCUGAUGCGUGCGAGGUGACCCUCCAAGCAACCUCCAUUCGAUGUAGGGCCUAA
Exophiala spinifera is the source of this 1434-nucleotide messenger RNA. RefSeq lists its product as uncharacterized. Gene Ontology annotation, biological process: DNA-templated transcription; positive regulation of transcription by RNA polymerase II. The record is from RefSeq and is a predicted model, not a curated record. The coding region runs from base 1 to 1434 and encodes 477 amino acids. The transcript is spliced from 10 exons. Gene Ontology annotation, molecular function: sequence-specific DNA binding; DNA-binding transcription factor activity, RNA polymerase II-specific; zinc ion binding. Lineage: Eukaryota; Fungi; Ascomycota; Eurotiomycetes; Chaetothyriales; Herpotrichiellaceae.